ACCAAACCUUGGAAAAGUACCGUCUCUUGCUCCCAUGGCAAAUCUCACCUCCCUCCUCCUCUUUCUCACCACUCUCCUCUCUCUCCUGCUCCCUUCUCUCUCAUAUAAACUCACCAUCCCUCUCUUCCCAUUCCCCAAACCACCGUCCACCGAUCUACUCCAAUCCCUCAACUUCCAUGCCGCCGCCUCCCUCUCCCGAGCCCACCACAUCAAAAACCCCGAAAAAUCCCCCCACCCUUCUCCCUCCACCCAAGUCCCCCUCUUCCCCCACAGCUACGGCGGAUACUCCGUCUCCCUCCGCUUCGGCACGCCGCCGCAAACCACCUCCUUCAUCAUGGACACCGGCAGCAGUCUUGUCUGGUUCCCCUGCACCAAACACUACACUUGCUCUCAAUGCCAGUUCCGAAACAUCGACCCCACAAAAAUCCCCACUUUCAUCCCCAAACUCUCCUCCUCCAGCAAAAUCGUCGGCUGCAAAAACCCCAAAUGCGCUUGGAUUUUCGGCCCCGAAGUCGAAUCCCAAUGCCCGAAUUGCAACGACCCAACUCGCCAAAACUGCUCCCAAGCCUGCCCACCGUACAUACUCCAGUACGGUUCCGGCAUAACAGCUGGGAGUUUACUUUCCGAGUCCCUAAAUUUUCCCGAGAAAAUUGUCCCUGAUUUUCUCGUCGGCUGCUCGUUCUUCUCCAUCCGGCAGCCAGCCGGAAUCGCCGGAUUCGGCCGCGGAACAGAAUCGCUGCCGUCCCAAAUGGGGCUCUCCAAAUUCUCUUACUGCUUAGUCUCCCAUAAAUUCGACGACACCCCACAAAGCAGCGACCUUGUUCUGUACACCGGCGGCAGCAGCGCCGACGAUCCCCGAAGAAACGACACGAAAGCUCAGCGCUCGAGCUACACGCCGUUUCAGAAAAACCCAGGUCCUCCAAACUCUGCAUUUCGCGAGUACUACUACGUACUGCUCAGAAAAAUCAUCGUGGGCAAGAAACACGUGAAUAUUCCGUACAAGUUUCUCGUCCCCGGAGCCGACAGCAAUGGCGGGACGAUCGUGGAUUCCGGAUCGACCUUCACGUUCAUGGAGAAGCCGGUUUUCGAAGCCGUGGCGCAAGAGUUUGAGUCACAGAUGGCGAAUUACACGAGAGCAAAGGACUUGGAAACCAAAACGGGAUUGAGACCCUGUUUCUAUAUUUCGAAAGAGGAGAAGUUGGACUUUCCGGAAUUGGUUUUCCAGUUCAAAGGGGGUGCUAAGAUGGAGCUGCCAUUGACGAAUUACUUUUCGCUGGUUUCGAGCUCGGGGGUUGCGUGCUUGACGAUUGUUACUGAUGGGGUUAUUGGUCCAGAGCGUAAUGGUGGACCUGCCAUUAUUUUGGGGAAUUAUCAGCAGCAGAAUUUUUUUGUGGAGUAUGAUUUGGAGCGUGACAGGUUUGGGUUCCGGAAACAGAACUGUAAAUGAUGAGGCUCCGUCACAUUAGACCGAUUUACUUGAAACGGCUACACCGUUAUUGUGACGAGAGGAAAAAUAAAGGGUGCAAAACAAGUUUUUGUGCAGUGACGAGAAACGAUGAUGGCAAGUUGUAGAGAGGAUAAUAAUUGUGUCUUUUUUUACAUUAGUGAUAGUUUUUCACGAUGGAGAAGAAGUUUUAAUUUGCUUUCUCGAUUGCAGAAAUUAAGCUUAAAUUAGUGCUUCAAUCAGCAUUGUCAAGCUUCACAUUGUUAUCAAUAUGCAUAAAGUUCUCUCUUUUGUAUAUGACAA
This is a messenger RNA of Pyrus x bretschneideri (Chinese white pear), 1747 nucleotides long. Its product is annotated as probable aspartyl protease At4g16563. The record is from RefSeq and is a predicted model, not a curated record. Bases 35 to 1447 code for a protein of 470 amino acids. The transcript has a single exon. Gene Ontology annotation, cellular component: extracellular region. NCBI's taxonomy places the organism in Eukaryota, Viridiplantae, Streptophyta, Magnoliopsida, Rosales, Rosaceae. Gene Ontology annotation, molecular function: aspartic-type endopeptidase activity. Gene Ontology annotation, biological process: proteolysis.